UGCAGUUACACUAGAAAUGUGUUUUGAAUGAAUCAAAAGCCAGUACAAUCGCCUCUCUUAGGAGUCUUCAGAAUUCUCUAGAAAAAGAAUGGCAGCAGAUAAAGCUGUUCAGCUGUCCAACGCUGUCCAAGAUGGCUCCAUUGAGAGGGUCCAGCAACUGCUGGAAGAAGGUGUAGAUAUAAAUUGUAAGAUGGCUUACGGCUGGACACCCCUCCACAGUGCUGUACAGGGAGACAAGGUGGAGCUUGUCCACUUCCUGCUUGACCAAGGGGCUGAUCCCUGUGCUAAGAAGGACAACGGUGCUACCCCUUUUAUUGUAGCAGGGAUAACGGGCAAUGUGAUGCUUUUGGAGCUCUUUCUCUCUAAGGGGUCAAAAAUCAACGAGCAUGAUGACAAUGGUUUCACAGCGUUCAUGGAAGCUGCAUGGUAUGGGAAAGAAGAAGCUCUGAGGUUCUUGCAUGACAGAGGAGCGGAUGUAAAUCUGAGGAGAAUAGUUGAUGAGGAAAAAAGGGCUUUGAAUAAAGGGGGCGCAACAGCUCUGAUGGAUGCAGCUAGGAGAAGUCAUUUCGGUAUUGUCAAAGCCCUCGUGGAUGAAAUGGGUGCUGAUGUGAACACCUGUGACAACCGGGAUAGGAAUGCUUUCGUUCAUGCUCUCUCAGUGACCAAAGACGAGCCCUGGAGCGCAGCCAAAGGGGAGGUGGCCUUUUUCCUCUUAGAGAAAGGGGCUGAUACGACCAAGAGAGGUGAAGGUGGGAAGACCACUCUUAUCCUGGCAGUGGAACAGCAGAGCCAAGAGCUAGUGAAGGCUAUAUUAGAAAAAGAUGAAGUGGACGUCGAUGACGCUGACAAAAACAGCCAAACAGCACUGAUGGUCACGGUGGAGAAGCAGAACUGCGACAUAGCAAGGAUGCUGUGUGAGAAAGGUGCCCGGACGGACAUUGGGAACCUCAUUGAAAUUGCCAAGAGGACCUACAACAAUGACAUGGCAAGGCUUCUUCGCCAGUAUGGUGCCAAGGCUAGUUUAGGCCAGCCUGACUCUAACCAGGUGCAGUGGACAUCCUCCAGCAGGCGCUGGGGAUCAGCACUCCAGGCCCUCGCUGCAAUGUAUCGUCCCAUGAUUGGGAAGCUUAAGAUCUUCAGGUAUGACAAAUUCAGGAUUCAGAGGAACUCCCAUGGUGGAGUUUACCUUGGAUUAUAUGAUGGAGAAGAAGUGGCCGUGAAGGUUUUCUGCGUAGGUGCAGAAAACGGCAAUAAAGAGAGGACAUGCGUGGAAAAAUGCCGUAGCAGCAACCACCUGCUGAAGUACUAUGGGUCAGAAGAAUGGAAGACCUGUCUCUACUUGUGCUUCACUCUGUGUGAGCAGAACCUUGAGGAAUACUUUGAGACAGCAGAGAAUACAGAUUUGAAGAGUAAGGACAUUCUUAAAACAAUCUUUCAGGCAGUGCAGGAGUUCCAUGCAUUUGAGUUUGGCCACCAAGAUCUACACCCAAGCAAUAUUUUGAUAGAUGCUACUGGCAAGGUUUUCCUUGCAGAUUUUGAUAAGAGCAAAAAAUUAGUUGGCAGUGAUUCUGAAAAAAAUAACAUAAUCACAGAAGACCUGAAGGGCCUUGAAAGGCUUGUCUUAUACAUUGCAAUGAGGGGCCAGACGCGUUUUGAAGAUUUGCCUGUCCAGUGUCCAAAGGAUAUAGUUGACAAUAUUGAGAUUGAAGACCUCAGGGCAAGUCUGGGAUCUCCUGAUGAAAAAACACCGAGUGAACAAUUGGUGAACUUGAUUCGGCAUCCUUAUUUCUGGAACAAUCAGAGGAAAUACAGAUUUUUAAGAGAUGUUGGGAAUGAAACACGUAAUGCCAAACAGAAUGAGGACAGCAGAGCAAUUCUGGAGGCUUUGAAUAGGGACAAGAACAAUUUCAAAGACUGGAGGAAAAAGAUAGACAAGAAUAUUCUGGACUGUAUGGUCAAACUUAAAGACAAGAAAUGUUGUUAUAAGAAUUGUGUGGCAGAUUUACUGAGGCUAAUCAGGAAUAUUGGGGAACACCUCCAUGAGAAGAAUGACAGGGUGAAGAAGAUACUGGAGAAGCCCGAAGAAUAUUUCCUGAAUUGUUUUCCAGAAUUAACAAUGCAUGUCUACCAGACUUACAGAGAGCUUGGAAUUCUUGACAGAAUUAACAGUUUACAUCUACUGGAACCAUGA
Heteronotia binoei (common prickly gecko) is the source of this 2191-nucleotide messenger RNA. It is a transcript of the gene RNASEL, whose product is annotated as ribonuclease L. The transcript has 6 exons. The record is from RefSeq and is a predicted model, not a curated record. Gene Ontology annotation, biological process: mRNA processing; protein phosphorylation. Gene Ontology annotation, molecular function: ATP binding; RNA binding; protein binding. Lineage: Eukaryota; Metazoa; Chordata; Lepidosauria; Squamata; Gekkonidae. The coding region runs from base 89 to 2191 and encodes 700 amino acids.